Molecule: messenger RNA, 707 nt
Organism: Pieris brassicae (large cabbage white)
Lineage: Eukaryota; Metazoa; Arthropoda; Insecta; Lepidoptera; Pieridae
Exons: 5
Coding region: 57-707 (216 amino acids)
Biological process (GO): apoptotic DNA fragmentation
Cellular component (GO): mitochondrial inner membrane; nucleus
Molecular function (GO): metal ion binding; RNA endonuclease activity; single-stranded DNA endonuclease activity
Source: RefSeq, a predicted model, not a curated record
AAAGACACAAGAAUACAGUGGCCUUUUAAUACCUACUUCGUUCCUUGCGUCCCUUUAUGGACGUUCUUAAUUUUAAAUUGUUACAAUACAAGUAUUUUAAUUGGGUCGGAUUUAUAGUUAACAACGUAUUCCAUACAGUCUACAAUUCCUGCUUCGACAAACAGCGCUUUGAAGUGCUAUAUGUGUGGAUGCCUAUGGACGCGUCGAACGCUGUUCACCAAUCUGGAGUGAACAGACCGAGUUGGAUAGCGGGAAAUUUCUUUCCUGGAGUGGGGGCAAAUAAUCUUUACACUCAAGUUCAACAAAAGCAAGCUAUAGCAAGGGUAGUAGGAGAGGAAUUAGCCAAUAGAUACGUCACAUCAACACAGUUUUUGGCAAGAGGACAUCUGGUCGCUAAAAGUGACGCCGUAUUUGCACCAGAACAGCGGUCUACAUUUUACUUUAUUAACGCUGUGCCCCAAUGGCAGCCUUUCAAUGCUGGUAACUGGAACUGGCUUGAACAGAAUCUACGGGGUCGUAUCGGCGCCGUUGGGUACAACUGUAUAAUAUACACAGGUAGCUUUGGAGUAACUCAAUUAAGAAAUCAAAAUGGACGAUUUGAGGACAUUUACCUUGAUAAUACGAAUGGAAAUCGAAGAUUACCGGUGCCUCUUUACAUGUAUAAGAAUCUCUACCAUAAAUCAAUAAUUGUCACAGAUAUCCUUUAA